Messenger RNA from Dovyalis caffra, 1440 nucleotides. Lineage: Eukaryota; Viridiplantae; Streptophyta; Magnoliopsida; Malpighiales; Salicaceae. The record is from the annotation of a GenBank genome assembly.
AUGGGAAAAACAAGUGAAAUUGGAGGGCUAAUCUCAGCAAUAGCAGCCUCCUUUUCUUUUUCUCAAUCAAAUCUCGUGUCUUUUGCUGAUGGCCCUUUUAAUUUCUCUCCUUUUUCUUCUUCUAGUCCUUCUCCUUCCCCUCCUCAAUCUUCCUCUCCUUCUUCUUCUGGCCAAUCUCAGCCGUCCACUUUGCCUCAAUCAACGGCGGCGAGUAAUACUGAGCCUGCUCCUAGAGCUCCUAGGAAUGACCAUCCACGAACUACGUCUGCUGGUUUUGACCCUGAGGCUUUAGAGAGAGGUGCUAAGGCUUUGAAGGAUAUUACCUCUUCUUCCCAUGCUAAAAAGGUCUUUGAGAGUAUAAAGACGCAAGAAGCAACAAGGCAGGCAGAAUUGGCUGCAAAGGCUGCAGAAUUUAAGGCACUGCAAGCUCAGGCUGAAACUGAGAGACAAAGAGUGGUAUAUGAUGAGCAGAAGAAGCUGGCUCAGCAUCAGGCACAGACUAAAUCCCAGAUGGCGCGCUAUGAAGAUGAACUGGCACGGAAGAGGAUGCAGGCUGAAAAUGAAUAUCAAAGAGCAAGGAAUCAAGAACUUGUGAAACUGCAAGAAGAAUCAUCAAUAAGACAAGAGCAGGCUCGAAGAGCAACAGAAGAACAGAUUCAAGCACAACGGCGACAAACAGAGAGGGAAAAGGCUGAGAUAGAACGUGAAACAAUUAGAGUGAGAUCUAUGGCAGAAGCAGAAGGUAGAGCCCAUGAAGCAAAGCUAGCUGAAGAUGUUAACAGACGAAUUCUGAAGGAUCGUGCAAAUGCUGAAAUGGAGAAAUGGGUUGCUGCAAUUAAUACCACUUUUGACCAUAUUGGAGGUGGUUUGCGAGCUGUUUUAACUGAUCAAAACAAGCUGGUUGUUCUUGUGGGAGGAGUCACAGCUCUUGCAGCAGGGAUUUACACAACAAGAGAAGGCGCUCGGGUGAUCUGGAGCUAUGUGGAUAGAAUAUUGGGACAACCAUCACUAAUUCGAGAGUCCUCUAGGGGCAAAUACCCUUGGUCAGGAGUUCUUACCCGUUCCUUGAGAACUUUAUCAAAUGGUGCUAAUAAAGGGUCAGCUUCUAAGAAUGGGAAUGGAUUUGGUGAUGUGAUUUUACAUCCUUCUCUUCAGAAACGAAUUGAACAGCUGGCUAAUGCAACUGCCAACACAAAAUCCCAUCAGGCUCCAUUUAGAAACAUGCUUUUCUAUGGACCUCCAGGAACUGGAAAAACAAUGGCUGCUAGAGAGUUAGCUAAAAAAUCUGGUUUGGAUUAUGCCUUGAUGACUGGUGGAGAUGUUGCUCCACUGGGAUCACAGGCUGUCACGAAGAUUCACCAGUUAUUCGACUGGGCCAAGAAGUCUCAGAGGGGGUUGUUGCUAUUCAUUGAUGAAGCAGAUGCAUUUCUGUGCGAGUAA